ACCUUUCAACAUCACUAGUUUGAACUUACAAUACUUAAGUCCUGGCAAGUCAUAUGUGGGGAAAAUGUCUCUCCCACGAUUCCAAAAAGUAAACUUUGGGACAUAUGAUAAUUACAUUCCAGUCAGUGAAUUAAGCAAAAAAUCAUGGAAUCAACAACACUUUGCCCUGUCAUUUCCAAAACCACAACGGCCAGGAACGAAAAGAAGAUCAAAACCUUCUCAAAUAAGGGACAAUACAGGUCCUACAAUUGAUGAAGAACAAUUAAGAGGAGGUCAUAGACGACCAUUAUGGAUGUACCGUUCUCUAAUGAGAAUUCCCGAGAGACCAUCCGUUUAUUUAGCUGCCAGGAGGCAGCCUCUCAAACCAACUCGUACUGCCAAGGCAGAUUCUAAAGCAGCAGAUAUUGGUAAGAAAGGUGAAGACAAGACAACAGAGAAGGACACAACAGGCUCCGAAUCAGAAUUAAAACAAGGGAAAAAAGAUUUAAAGAAAGGCAAGGAUGUAGAUAAAGGAAAAGAUGAAAAGCUAGAUGCAAAGAAAGAUAGCAAAAAAGGUGAAAAAGAUGCAAAGAAGGGAAAAGACUCGGCUACAGAAUCUGAAGAUGAAAAAGGAGGUGCAAAGAAAGAUAGGAAAAAAGGUAAAAAGGAUGCAAAGAAGGGAAAAGACUCAGCUACAGAAUCUGAAGAUGAAAAAGGAGAUGCAAAGAAAGAUAGCAAAAAAGCCAAAAAAGAUUCAAAGAAGGGCAAGGAUUCAACCACAGAAUCAGAAUCUAUAAAAGCAGAUGAAAAGAAGGAUGAGGAUGGGAAAAAAGAUGCAAAGAAAGGUGAUGAACUGAAGGAUGCCAAGAAAGAUGCUAAGAAAGAUGCAAAGGAGAAUAAAAAGGAUAAGAAAGAUAAGAAGAAGCCCAGUAGUACAGACAGUGACUCAAAGGAUGAUGCCAAGAAAGAGUCUAAGAAGGAUGCCAAGAAAGAUGCAAAGAAAGACUCUGACAAAGAAUCUUCUGACUCAAAGAAGGAUGCAAAGAAGGAUGCAAAGAAAGAUGCAAAGAAGGAUGCAAAGAAGGAUGAAAAGAAGGAUGCAAAGAAGGAUGAAAAGAAGGAUGCAAAGAAGGAUGAAAAGAAGGAUGCAAAGAAGGAUGCAAAGAAAGAUGCAAAGAAGGAUGCAAAGAAGGAUGAAAAGAAGGAUGCAAAGAAGAAGGGCAAGUAG
Molecule: messenger RNA, 1207 nt
Organism: Cebus imitator (Panamanian white-faced capuchin)
Lineage: Eukaryota; Metazoa; Chordata; Mammalia; Primates; Cebidae
Gene: CYLC2
Product: cylicin 2
Exons: 5
Coding region: 65-1207 (380 amino acids)
Cellular component (GO): nucleus
Molecular function (GO): structural constituent of cytoskeleton
Source: RefSeq, a predicted model, not a curated record